AGUAAUUGGAAACAGAAACGAAUCGCCAAAACGCAUCCCGGAAUCACUGACGCGCUUCGCAACCCGGUCGCCUUUCAACGUAGCGCGUCGAGCGGACAAGGGGAUAUCCGAACCUGCGUUUCUCCCAACAGACUUUAGGGUGACAAGCCAAAUACCGACAUGGAGUCGUCGACGUUGCUGAUGCUUAUUGCUGUUGGUACUGUUGCUGUCCGUGCCCUUGACAAUGGUCUAGCGCGCACGCCGCCGAUGGGUUGGUUGUCAUGGGAACGUUUCAGAUGCAACUUAGACUGUCUAAAUGACCCAGAUAACUGUAUCAGUGAGAACCUGUACAUGAGGAUGGCGGACAUCAUAGCGGCGGAGGGAUACAAAGACGCGGGUUACCAGUAUGUGUGUAUUGAUGACUGCUGGUUGUCCAAGUCACGUGACAGUAAUGGCCGCCUGCAGCCCGACCCUGAUAGAUUCCCACAUGGCAUGAAGGCAUUGGCUGACUAUAUCCACUCCAAAGGUCUCAAGAUUGGCAUCUAUGAAGACGUGGGGUCAAUGACAUGCGCAAAGUACCCAGGAAGUGAAGGUCACUAUGAGAUCGACGCGCAGACAUUUGCAGAGUGGGGGAUUGACCUGCUGAAGUUCGAUGGAUGUAACAUUAACCCUGAUGAUUUUAACAAAGGUUACCGAGCAAUGGGGUUUUACCUGAACCAGACCGGCCGGCCCAUCGUGUACUCUUGUGAGUGGGCUCUUGGGGAUGUACUGCAUCGUCGUCCGGCCGACUACAAAGCAGUCCUGGAUGUUUGCAAUACCUGUAGGAACUACAACGACAUCAACGACCAGUGGGAAAGUAUCGCCAAUGUCAUCAACUACUACGCCAAAGACGUCGGCAACUUCAGCAAGAUAGCCGGGCCUGGAGGCUGGAAUGACCCAGAUGAGAUGGUUAUUGGGGACUUCUCACUCAGUCCUGACCAGGAACGAACACAGAUGGCGCUGUGGUCGAUGUGGGCAGCGCCACUGCUCAUGUCUGUGGACCUACGUAACAUCCGGCCGGAGUCAAAGAAUCUCCUUCUCAACAAAGGACUGAUUGCUGUCAACCAGGACCCGCUAGGAGUCCCGGGAUCUCUUCGCAUGACGGUUGGUCAGAUUUCGAUUUGGACACGACCCAUUUUGCCCAAGGGCAGUUUCGCCGCCGUGAUGUUCAACACAGGCCAAGGGGGCGCUCCCAGAAACGUGACCGUUCCCAUGUACCAGCUGGUCGACGGGUCACAGUUGUCCUACCUCGUGACAGAUACCUUCACCGGGAGUAAACUGGCAGUGCUGAGCCUCUUACAGGGCUUAACAGUCCGUGUAAAUCCUACAGGAGUCGUAAUGGUGACAAUCACUCCAGCAUGAUGACUGACGUCCAGGAAAGUCUCGGUGUGUUUGCAAGGAAUCUAUUAAUGUACAUGAAAUGAAACGACAUCACUUGAGAUCUGACCAUAUGACUGACCAUUUCAAGCGUUUUUUUCAUUUUGCAAUAUAUUUUGUGCAAACUUGAGAAAACUUUUGCAACGGUAAGUCAGACAUGAAUCUUUACGUGUAAAUAUUGAAAGGAUGGUGUAACUUGAGGUACUAUCUUUAUGUUGAACGAGAGAGUAAAACCGGAUUUGUUUUCAGAUAGGAAUGGGUGAAACGUGAAUGUAUUUCAAGUUAAAGCAACAACAAUGUACUUUAAUGUUGAUUAUUUUGAUGUAUUGUAUUGUUUGUUGUUUAACGCCCCACUUAGCAAAAUUCGAGCUGUAUGACAGCGGUCUGUAAAUAAUCGAGUCUGGACAAGACAAUCCAGUGAUUGAC
Molecule: messenger RNA, 1821 nt
Organism: Haliotis rufescens (red abalone)
Lineage: Eukaryota; Metazoa; Mollusca; Gastropoda; Lepetellida; Haliotidae
Product: alpha-galactosidase A-like
Exons: 8
Coding region: 160-1380 (406 amino acids)
Biological process (GO): glycoside catabolic process; oligosaccharide metabolic process; glycosylceramide catabolic process
Cellular component (GO): cytoplasm
Molecular function (GO): alpha-galactosidase activity
Source: RefSeq, a predicted model, not a curated record